This is a messenger RNA of Pecten maximus, 5841 nucleotides long. Its product is annotated as rac GTPase-activating protein 1-like. Lineage: Eukaryota; Metazoa; Mollusca; Bivalvia; Pectinida; Pectinidae. The coding region runs from base 117 to 2066 and encodes 649 amino acids. The transcript is spliced from 20 exons. The record is from RefSeq and is a predicted model, not a curated record. Gene Ontology annotation, biological process: signal transduction.
UUUGAUUGGAUAAUUUACAAGAAGUUCAAAAACACCCGGCAAGAGUAGGAGGACUGUUUAUGGCGACAACAGGAUAAUUUAAUUGUUAAUUUGUUAUUUUUCAGGAUAUUUAAAAGAUGGAUACUAAGCUUUCGCUGAUAGCCAGCUUUGACGACCUGGCUAGAAAUGCUAAAGUGUUACAAGUUGGAAUAGAACCAGAAUUUCAACGCUUUGUGGCAAAUCAACAAGAUUGUUUGAAGAGAUGGUGCUCGUUAGAAACAGAUUUUGAUGGGCUCAAUGAAAGAAUUUCUACCCUUGAAAAAGAGAACGACUCGCUACAGAUCACCUUGAAGCAUGCCAGAAGUCAGAUUGUUAAAGAAACCGAACAUAGGCGUUUUUUAGAAUCUGAACGUGACCAGUUGGAAAGACAAAUUGCUCUUAUUCGAGAAUUACUUACUGACAAGAACAAGAGGAGUAUGCUGAAUGAGCAGGACAGGGAAAAAUUGGCAUUUCUCAGUCACAGUACCUACACAUCACAGUUAGAGGGAAAUUCUCCCUCCAGAAGACUUGGGACAAUCAACGAAUCUGCACACUCAAUACUUGGUGAUUCAGUUUAUGAUAAAACAGAAGAUGAUCUUGAUACAUCAUAUCUCCGAAGUGGAAGGAAAAUUAAGCGACCCUCGGCACCACCGAUGGAAGACGAACCUGUCAAGCGACGGAGGAGUGAUGAAGAUGAACACAACAACUCCAUAGUGACCACAACAACUGUUACUCUUAACGCGGACGGCCAGCUUGUUGGGGCAGUAGCCGAGGUCAUUCCACAGACGAAGACCCUCAACAAAAGCUUUAGUGAACCAGCCCUUGACAAACACUUAGGUAGCCCUGCUCGAGAUGUUGAAAGUGAACCUGAAUCUGAAGAUUCUUACAUGGGUACACCUGGCAACAGAAAUCAAAACUCACGCCGCAAAUCUAGAGGAAUCUUGAAGGGAACUACUCCCAAAACACCGCGUCUGAGAAAAGCAAGUUCUGCUGGUCGUGGUUUGAACAGGAUCCAUUUCUUCAUCUCUAAGACUGUCAUCAAACCAGAAACAUGUGCUCCAUGUGGAAAGAGAAUCCGUUUUGGAAAGCUGGCAAUGAAAUGUAAAGACUGUAAAGCGACAUGUCAUCCGGACUGUAAAGAUAAUCUCCCCUUACCAUGUGUACCUUGCUGUCCUAGUACUCCGGGGACAACAAAAAUGUCAGGUGGCCUGUUGAUCGACUAUGCUCCUAUUGAUCCUCCGAUGAUACCAGCUAUUGUGGUCCACUGUGUAAACGAGGUGGAGUCUCGAGGACUGACUGAGGUGGGAAUUUACAGGGUGCCAGGAGCUGAGUCACAGGUGAAAGAGUUGAAAAAAGAAUUCUUCAAAGGAAGAGGAGUACCAAAUAUGUCUCAUAUUGAUGAUAUCAAUGUGGUGUGUGGCUGUGUGAAAGAUUUCCUCAGAGGCCUGAAGGAACCCAUCAUCACCUACGCCUUGUGGAAGGACUUCAAGAAUGCUGCAGAGAAUCGUGACCGUGCUAUGGGUGAAUCUGAACUGUACCAAGCUAUCAGUCAACUGCCACAACCCAACAGGGACACUCUGGCCUUCCUUAUCCUUCAUCUCAUCAGGGUUGGUGAGUGUCAUGAAUGUAAGAUGCCGACCAGUAACCUAGCCAAGGUAUUUGGCCCCACCAUCAUUGGCUUCUCAGUACCUGAACCAGAGCCCCUUAUGAUGAUCAACGAAACUAAAUACCAGAGCAUGGUGAUGGAGAGACUGUUUGACAUCCCCGUAGAUUACUGGGAAUCCUUCCUAAACAUUGAUGAGGAGAACCUCUACCCUAACCAGUUCAACACCCCACAGACGCCGGAAAGUCGGGCAGUUCCAGGCAGUAUGCUAGGCCCUAUCCACACGCCAGGGUCCUACGAGCACAAGAGCAAAACUUGGGGCAAAAAUUCCUUCACACCAAGAAAAGCGGCCCCCUAUGUGACUGGAUCACUUAGAUUUUCAAACAAGAGCCGAACCAUCAACAAGAAACCCAGUCAUUUCUUUUCAUCCCCGAUGUUAAACUGAUGUAUCAUAUACAGUUAAUGGCUGUCAACAUAUCUACUGUAGCAGACCAGCUACUGACAUUUCCUGGAGGUGUGGCAGGGUGUAUUCUACUGUAGCAAACCAGCUACUGACAUUUCCUGGAGGUGUGGCAGGGUGUAUUCUACUGUAGCAGACCAGCUACUGACAUUUCCUGGAGGUGUGGCAGGGUGUAUUCUACUGAAGUAGACCAGCUACUGACAUUUCCUGGAGGUGUGGCAGGAUGUAUUCUACUGAAGUAGACCAGCUACAGACAUUUCCUGGAGGUGUGGCAGGGUGUAUUCUACUGAAGUAGACCAGCUACUGACAUUUCCUUGAGGUGUUCCAGGGUGUAUUCUACUGAAGUAGACCAGCUACUGACAUUUCCUUGAGGUGUUCCAGGGUGUAUUCUACUGUAGCAGACCAGCUACUGACAUUUCCUGGAGGUGUGGCAGGGUGUAUUCUACUGAAGUAGACCAGCUACUGACAUUUCCUUGAGGUGUUCCAGGGUGUAUUCUACUGAAGUAGACAGCUACUGACAUUUCCUGGAGGUGUUCCAGGGUGUAUUCUACUGAAGUAGACCAGCUACUGACAUUUCCUGGAGGUGUGGCAGGGUGUAUUCUACUGUAGUAGACCAGCUACUGACAUCUCCUGGAAGUGUGGCAGGGUGUGUUCUACUGAAGUAGCAAUCAACAUAUUUUCAGUGCCAGUAAAUCUAUAUACCUGGUAUAUGAACAUUCCAUAUAAUUUGUUAUCAGGAUGAUCAGUAGAAGCUAAAAAAAAAUUGAGGUGAUUAUCUUAAGUGUUUCAAAUGUAAAUAUCAUGUAAAUUGAAUGUAAAUAUAAGAUUUCCCCAAAUAUUUGAUUAUGGAAAUGUAACCACAACUCUUGAUCGCCGUCAUCAGUGCUCCAGAUAACUUUUAAACAUGCCUCCUUAACCUGCUGCAUACAGUACUAACGAUUGUUGUUUCGAUAGUGCCAUAUUUCAUACUCAUGAUCAUUACAAAGUUUGUCACUGGCAGAGUAGUUAGACAAAUAUCUCUGACUAUUGUUACCUGUAUUCUAGUCAGCUAAAAACUGGAGUUGAAGCUGGCGCAGUCAUCCAGAUUUUGUUCACGUGAACUACACCUGUUCAGUUUUAUUGUCACAUUAAAUAUAAAAUCAUGUGUGUCAAUACCCAUUCACACAUGUUAUCUGGAGCACUGCUUUAUGGUAUAGAAGAAUAUGAAGAAUUCAAAUGAAUUUUGUUUUGACUGGACAAAGUUGUCUUAAGGUUGAAGAUAAUGCCCGUGUAAAAAAGGUUUUUCAAUUUUAGAUGUUUUGUGUCAAAAAGGAUUGUAAAAUAAUUCUAUAUAGACAACAGAUUCACAGCUUUGAAAUCAAAUCAUGACAUGAAUUGUUAACUACCAGGUAUAAAGGAUUGUGAAGGAAUUAAACAAAGAUGUGUUUAUAAGGUUGGCCUUACUUUGAACUAUGAUUAGUAUUUGAUUUGAAAACUUUAGAGAGACCAGUGAUUAUAACGAGAAUACAUAGGUUUUAUAGUUUAUAUAAAGACCUGUGCUUUUCUGCUGGUCACCUUUUAAUUAGAUAUAUAUGCUAGUAGAAUUCAGUUGUCCUUUAAUUUGGAGGACCACUGUAUAUGGUCUUUAAAAUGUAAUUACACAAAAGUAAUUAUCCUAAAAAAAUAUAUUAGGGGUCACAGAAGAUUUCUCUAGUUAUAUUUCAUUAAUAGAGAACUUGUGUCAAUUAUUUUUUUUCAAAAUGUUUGUCUUGACCAAAAUAUCUAAUGCAAUGUUUUGUUUUUCAUAGAAACUAGUUGUGUCGAUGAUGUGGUCAGUUUUAAGAAAACUCUGCACUCAUUGAAAAUAUAAUAGAUAUCAAGACAUUAACUAAGUAAUCUAUUACACAGGUCAUGAUCUGGGAGAGACUUAAGUUGUUUGAAUCAUUACAUGUAAUUAGAAAAGUCUUGAAUCUACUGUUUGCAUUGAAAAGCCUCGAACGCUGGCUCAUAGUUUUGAAAACAUCUUUGAAUGUUUGAUGUUGUAAUGCUGGCUCAUAGCUUUGAAAAUGUCUUUGAAUGUUUGAUGUUUUAAUUAUAAUUACAGACAUGAAUGUGAGGGGAAUAUACUUUCGGUAACAAAUAAAAGAUUCUUCGGGUAAAUCUUGGUCUGUAAGUUGAUUGUUCAAAGGCAUUACAAACUGAUAGACUUUAAGACAAUGGGCAAACAUAAAGGACCUGUGAUCAAACAUUAAGGACCUGUGAUCAAACAUGAGGACCAAUAUUAAGAAAUUAGUCAUUGCAACAAACUGUUAUGUAAAAUAUCUUUUGUUAGGUAUACAAAAUUCUUUGCAAUUGUCGGGGCCACACGAAAGCCUUGUAAGGGCCUUGAAUUUGGUUUGACCAGAUCUAUGUAUAUGCACACUGAUACUGCUGAUGUCUGAUGACACAAACCUAGGCUAGAUAUGUACCAAACUUUCUAAACCUUCCAAAAUAUUUUAUGUUGUUAAAAAAUACUUAUAUUUAAACAAGAUACUAUCUUUCAAAAACACUUUUCCUCUCUUUGUCCUCAACUACCUUUUUUGUGUGUGUGUUUUCUCUCCUGUACUUGUAUAAAGCAGGGUCAAGUGGCCUUAUGCCUAGACACUUAGGUUUGGUUAAUGUUUGAGUUCACAUACCAGCACUUCAAUUCUUCUUACAAAUCUGUGUCCUUUUCCUCGAUCAAUUCUUCUUACAGAUCUUUAUCCUUUCCUCGAUCAAUUCUUCUAACAAAUCUUUAUCCUUUCCUGGAUCAAUUCUUAUAACAAAUCUUUAUCCUUUUCCUGGAUCAUUCCGAGUCAACCAUGUAAUAUUUGUUGUAAAUAUGUAAAUAAAUAUUAGUCAGUGAUAUAUAAUGAACAUUUAAUUUGUAUCAGCAUCUAGUCUAAAUUGUAUAGUUCAUCAAUAGUAGGACAAUGUAAAUAUGGACAUUUUGAAAGUUGGAAACCCUGUGAGCCAUGUAUCAAACAGAUAGAAAAUGUCAACACAUAUCAUAUUCCGUCAGUAGAUCCUUUUGUAUUUGUAAUAUAAUAUUCAUUAACCUGUAUAUUAUAAUUAUGGUUCUAGAAUCUAUCCACCCCUAUACUGGUUUUUGUAUAUUUUGUGAAAAAACCAAAAGCAUUUUAACUGGUAUUUUUUUUUAUAUUUAAUUAUCACAUGUAUUUAUUAUUAGUUAGAUUUCAGUGACUAUAUAAAUUGUAUGUGGUAGGUCAUUUUGUAAACAGUAUGCUAAUGUUAGAUUUUUGUUUGUCAAAUUUUGACUGGUGUAAACAGUGUGAAGUUGCCUUUUGAAAAAAAUAAGUUUUUUAGUGAUCGAUGGCCAUAUAUUUUUUAAGACAUGUCAGUUUUGUAUUUUUUAAAUGCCAGAUUUAUGUUGAUUUUAUACUGUCAACUAUAUAUUCAGACACAAUUAAAACUCGUGCAAUUUUACUUAUUUUUUCAGGGGCACAAAAUUACGAGAGAUAUAUGUGUGCAUAUGAUAUUCUCUCUCUAACUUUUUUUAAAACAUACUUAUCGCAUCACUAUGGAUGUGAAUUUUAUCAUGAUUAAGUAAACUGCUAAAUAACCUAGCUUUAAGAUUAAUGAAAAGUAAAAAUAAGCAUGUUAUAUUUUUUGAACAGCAGGGAAUUUAGAAUAUCUUGAGAAUUUAUCAAGUUUGUCACAUUGUGGUAAAUAAUUUUAAGUGAAAAUUAAAUUGCGUUUUAUGAAUCCAUCUGCAUAAAAAUAAAACUAUGGAGACCAAUAA